AGAACUGGACCAGAGCGCUGACCCUAUAAUGACACAAUAAUGCCACUCAGAACAUGGCGGCGACGUCGUCGUCACCGCACACCAGGACAUUACGUAUGUUUGUCGAUAAGAGAGGAUAGCCGUUGACAAUGUUAGCUUAACUGGUUAUACCGCAGAAGGCGGUUGUUUGUCCGAAAUAUGUGUGGUAAAAUGUCUGAAUAAUGUAUCGGACUCUCUACUCGUCAACCUUCGUUAGGUUUUCGCUUCUACAUGUUUGUUUUCAAUCUCGGUUAUUAUUUAUAGCCGACUUUUGCAGCACAGAAUGCCAUUAGCCUUCAUUAGCAAAGAGAACGUUCCGUUAGCCACCGUGGAGCUAAAACGGCUAACGACAGAGACUUAAAUAUUGUCUGGACACCUUCUAUAAGCCCUGUUGUUCAUCUGAGGACCGAGAAACUGGGGACAGUUGCAGAGUGGAACCAGAACUUCUAACCAAGUUUCAGGCAACAGAUAAGCAGAAGAUACAGGUUAUAUGGCGGAAACCUUAAAACUACUAGAACAUGUCAAGGUUGCAAACAACGACUGUGACAAGGAGAAGCACAAGUGGAGCCAGGAUGUCUGAGAUGAAAGUUGAAGCAGAAGACCCUGUGUGGCUCAGUUUGGAGCCCCCCAUACCUGCAGCACUGACAUCAGAACUGGAGCAAAAACAAGACAGCAAAGAUCUCAUCCAUCAGAUUAAAGAAGAGGCUCCUCAUGGCUGGAGCUCUAGUUUGGACCAGCACCACCCUGAACCCCCCCAUAUAAAGGAGGAAGAGGAGGAACUGUGGAUCAAUCAGGAGGAAGAGCAGCUUGCUGUGAAGAUUGAAGAUGAAGAGAAAUGUAAUUUAUCAGAGCUUCAUCACAUCAAAACUGAAGACAACAGAGUAACAGAAAAUUCAAACACUUGUUUAGUUGAACAGAUGAAAACAGAACAUGAUGGAGAAGAUGAUGGAGGACCAGAACCAGACAGGAAUCCAGAUCCAGAGUGUUCUUCUCAAGAAAGAAAGAUGACUGUUCACAGUAGAGGUAAAAGAUCUAACUGCUCCAAACUUACGGCUCAGAUUGGACUCCAUGCAGGAGAGAAGCUAUUCAGUUGCAAUGUUUGUGGCAAAGGUUUCAAACAUAAGACUUCUGUUAAAAUACACAUGAUGAUUCACACUGGAAAGAUAACACAUCACUGUGGCCUUUGUGGGAAAGGAUUUAAAGCAAAGUACCCUCUUCAGACACAUAUGCGACUCCACACUGGAGAGAAACCAUUCACAUGUGAUUAUUGUGGUAAAGGCUUUCAUGCAAAGAACUUUCUUAAGACUCACGAGAAGAUCCAUUCAGGAGAAAAACCUUUUUCUUGUGAUGUUUGUGGUAGGAGAUUCCAUAGAAAGGAUGGCAUUAAACAGCACAUGAGGAUCCACACUGCAGAAAAACCAUUUGUUUGCAGUGUUUGCAACAGAGGAUUUUCCCAGGAAAUUGUCCUAAAGAGACACAUGCAUGUUCACACAGGACAUAAACAGUUCACUUGUAGUUUUUGCAGUAAAGGUUUUUCCCAACAAAAUAUACUACAGAGUCACCUGCGUGUUCACACAGGAGAGAAACCAUUUAUCUGUACUGUUUGCAGCAAAGGAUUUCAUCUACAAAAUGUAUUAAAAAGACACAUGCGCAUUCACACUGGUGAGAAACCGUUUAUUUGUAGUGUUUGUAGUCAAGGAUUUUCACGACAAGAGAAUCUGAGAAAUCACAUGCGUGUUCACACUGGAGACCGACCAUUUGUUUGUAGUGUUUGUUGUAAAGGAUUUUCACGACAAGGUUAUCUGAAAAAACACAUGGAUGUUCACACCGCACCGUUUAACUGUAGUGAUUGCAGUGAACGUUUUAUGAAGGAAAUCCAGUUGGAGAGACACAUGAGACUUCACAGGGAGGAGAGGCCAUUUGGUUGUGAUGUCUGUAAAAACAGAUUUUUUAGGAUGUCGCAUCUUAAAAAUCACUUGAGAGUCCAUUCAGGAGAGAAACCUUAUAUUUGUAGUCUUUGCAGUAAAGCAUUUUCACAACAAAUUAUACUAACAAGACACAUGUAUGUCCACACCGGGGAGAAACCAUUUGUUUGCAGUAUUUGCACUAAAUCGUUUUCACGACGUGGAGAUCUGAAGAAUCACAUGCAUGUUCAUAAAGACUGCAACAAAUGAUUGUUUUGAAAGUUGACUCUUAUUUCAAUAAGAAAUCUAAUUAAUGAGCAACUUUUUCUUGCCAUUUUCCACUUUCUGUAGGCACACAUUUUGAUUUUUACCUUGUGAACAUGUUUUUCUAUACUUUCUCAAGACUGCACACCUCAAUUAACACUGUAUUAAGUCAAUUAAAAAAUACAUUAAUGACUUGUGAAACCAAAUUUGAAAAAGUCAGAUGAGUUUGUUUUUUUCUACUGAGUCUUUAAAGGACAGUUUGUCAUUGGUAACCAUUCAUUUCAUCUUUGUUAACACAUAAAGGGUUAACUGUUAUGCUUUUUGACAGCUAAAGAAACUUAGAUUGGGUUUGGUCACAUCAACGUUCAGCUCUAUAGAAUUUCAUGUUAAGCCUUUCUGUUAACAUCUUGGGUUAUGUCACCUAGUCACUGCAGACCCUGCAUACACAUAUAACAAAAAUCAUUUAGCUUUUGUGAUUGCGUUGCAUUUAUGAAGAAGAUACACAUCAAACCAGAGCAUUGGGUUCUGAUAUCUGUUGUAAAUUUAUGUAGAAGAGCCAUCUUGUCAUUCAAAUGUUUGAGUGAUAAGAUGUUUGAGUAAAAACAUGAGAAAAAGCUUUGUGUCCUGAUUCUUGUGGUUAAGGAUUUGUUUCUGUUUCAGGACUUCCAAAUCGUGGUCGAUGGACCGCACUGACCAGCAGGUUAUAGAUAUUUUCCUGCUUUUACACAACUGGUAAAUCAAAAUGACAUUUGAAGUAAUUUUGGAAGUGUUUGCCUUUUUUUGCCUGCAUUUGGUACUAAUGCGUGCCUAUGAAAACACUGGAAACAAAACAAUUGAUGAAUGUAAAAAAUGUAAAUUUAAAACGUGUUCAUCUUGAUAAAAGGAUUAUCUUAGCUGUUUUAUCGCGAUUGAAUGAAUUUUGAUCAGUUUUAUACAUUUGCAAAAAAAUCAUCUGUAAAUUUGAAUGAUUUGUUUGUUAAAUAUACAUUAAAAUGUCUUGGUUGUAACUAAA
Molecule: messenger RNA, 3198 nt
Organism: Girardinichthys multiradiatus
Lineage: Eukaryota; Metazoa; Chordata; Actinopteri; Cyprinodontiformes; Goodeidae
Product: gastrula zinc finger protein XlCGF57.1-like
Exons: 3
Coding region: 537-2192 (551 amino acids)
Biological process (GO): regulation of transcription by RNA polymerase II
Cellular component (GO): nucleus
Molecular function (GO): RNA polymerase II cis-regulatory region sequence-specific DNA binding; DNA-binding transcription factor activity
Source: RefSeq, a predicted model, not a curated record